AGCGUAUAACAUUGACAGCGUGUCCGUGGCUAUGUGUUUACAAAUGUUUGUCAUAAUUGACGAUAACGCUUAUACCUUGUAUAAUAACUAGCGUUCGAGCUUUGUUAAUACUUCUGUAAAAUAACUGUUAUAGAUCAAUCAUGGGAAACUCAAUUUUUAAAUAUUUUUUCGGUAAGAAGGAGGUACGGAUAUUGAUUUUGGGUCUAGACGCGGCAGGAAAAACAACCACAUUAUAUACUUUAAAACUUGGUGAAGUUGUGACAACCAUUCCUACUAUUGGAUUUAACGUAGAAACGCUUAAUUACAAAAAUGUCAAUAUAACAGCCUGGGACGUGGGUGGAAGAGACAAAAUUCGACCUUUGUACCGACAUUAUUUUCAAAACACACAGGGACUUGUCUAUGUAGUUGACAGUAAUGAUAAAGAAAGAUUCGAAGAUGCAAUAGAUGAGUUACGUAGAUUUUUGAGGGAAGACGAACUCCGUGAUAUUCCCGUUCUUAUUCUUGCUAAUAAACAAGAUAUCGAAGGCGCUAUGACGCCAGAGGAAAUAACACAAAAGGUACAAGAAAAUAAAUGUAUGGAUGAUAGACAUUGGACAGUGUUUGGUGUCAUCGCUAAUCGUGUUAAAGACAAUGGGCUUCAAGAGGCUUUUGAUUGGCUUUCUCAUAUAAUGGUUAACAGCGAGAAACACAAAAUGGCGUCGGAACUAUUAUAUGGCGCCCCCAAAGACAAAACAAAUAACAAAAGUGAAAAGUCUGUCGAGAGUAAUAUGGACAAAACAACAAAACCGUUAUAUUGCAGUUUUGUUGAGUCUUUCAAAAAGAUGAUCAUGUGAUAUAUUGUGUAACCUUAAAGCUGCACGCCUCCAGAUGAGCCAAGUAUUUCAAGAAAUCCAUUCUUUAGAAAAAUGUAUUAAGAUCUUAAGGAAAGUAAAAAGUACUGAUUUUGCAGUAUCAAUCAGUAUAAUCCUACUGCGUUACUAACACAGUAAGAGGUAUUUAUGCAUAUUUUGACCUAUUUUUGGUUAUUUACGUGGAUUGAAAGUGCCGUUUGCAAGAUGUAAAUUACUUUCCUUGUUCACUUCACAAUAUUUUACUCUUCAAUACAUUUUCAAAAUUUUCAUGAAAAUUAGCAUGAAUCUGGAGGCAUGCUGCCAAAAAAAACCCCCUAAAACACAUGAGCAUUUAAAGUUUUAAAAGCUAAUCUCACGUCAGCUUAUUGUAAAAGAAAUUGAUAAUGAUGACGUUUAUAUUAGUAUAUAGCAUGGCAUACCUCAGUUACCUUCCUGUUCAAUCCCAUGUGAAUUCUAAACUAAGCAUUACGUAAGUCAAAGACUGUUUAGACUAUGUAACAGUAAAUUAAUAUUCUGACUGUUGUAUAGCAACUACCCCUUUGUUUGUGUUCGUACACGGUGGGUUUCAUCUUUCGUAUUGUUCUGUUUCUAUAUUUAUAUUAUUCUAUAUUAUUGUUGUUGUUUACUUAUUGCUUUGUUACAUUAAUAAUAAAACUUUUUAAUUUACCAAUAAA
This is a messenger RNA of Ruditapes philippinarum (Manila clam), 1525 nucleotides long. Its product is annotated as ADP-ribosylation factor 1-like. Gene Ontology annotation, cellular component: cytoplasm. The transcript has 2 exons. Lineage: Eukaryota; Metazoa; Mollusca; Bivalvia; Venerida; Veneridae. The record is from RefSeq and is a predicted model, not a curated record. Gene Ontology annotation, biological process: vesicle-mediated transport; intracellular protein transport. Gene Ontology annotation, molecular function: GTP binding; GTPase activity. The coding region runs from base 141 to 833 and encodes 230 amino acids.